Messenger RNA from Gallus gallus (chicken), 3445 nucleotides. RefSeq names its product FIG4 phosphoinositide 5-phosphatase (gene FIG4). Lineage: Eukaryota; Metazoa; Chordata; Aves; Galliformes; Phasianidae. The coding region runs from base 175 to 2904 and encodes 909 amino acids. The record is from RefSeq and is marked validated. Gene Ontology annotation, biological process: phosphatidylinositol dephosphorylation. Gene Ontology annotation, molecular function: phosphatidylinositol-3,5-bisphosphate 5-phosphatase activity. Gene Ontology annotation, cellular component: intracellular membrane-bounded organelle. The transcript is spliced from 23 exons.
GCCUUCUCCCGGUGCCGCCGGUCGGGCCCUGUCGCUGUCUCCGGCCUUGCAGUGUCUCCUUCCCGUGCAGUCCUCCCGUAGCUGCCGACUGCCUGCCCGGCGGGCGGCCACCCGCCCCUCCGUCCCCCGCCGCGACUCGGGGCCGGGCCGAGGCCCCAGCGCUGCGGGGUCGCCAUGCCGGCGGCGGCCGCCGCCCCCCUGAUCAGCUCAGUGCAGAAGCUGGUGCUGUACGAGACCAGGGCUCGGUAUUUUCUCGUUGGAAGUAAUCCUGCAGAAACCAAGUACCGUGUUUUGAAAAUAGAUCGCACUGAACCAAAGGAUUUAGUUAUAAUUGAUGAUAAGCAUGUAUAUACACAACAAGAGGUGAGGGAACUUCUUGGCCGCUUAGAUUUGGGGAACAGAACAAAGAUUGGGCAAAAGGGCUCUUCUGGGUUAUCCCGAGCUGUCUCCGCUUUUGGUAUAGUAGGUUUCAUCCGGUUUUUAGAAGGCUACUAUAUUGUGUUGAUCACAAAAAGAAGAAAAAUGGCAGAUAUUGGAGGUCAUGCAAUAUACAAAAUAGAAGAUACAAACAUGAUAUACAUUCCAAAUGAUUCUGUAAGAGUCACUCAUCCUGAUGAAGCCAGGUAUCUGAGAAUCUUUCAAAAUGUGGACCUUUCUAGCAACUUCUAUUUUAGUUACAGCUAUGAUCUUUCUCACUCUCUUCAAUACAAUCUUACUGUCUUGAGAAUGCCACUUGAGAUACUAAAAACUGAAACAACUCAGACCCGACAAGAAAGUUUUGAUAUAUUUGAAGAUGAAGGACUUUCAACACAGGGUGGAAGUGGUGUUUUUGGAAUUUGCAGUAAACCUUAUGAAAAGUAUGUGUGGAAUGGGAAGCUUCUGGAGGCAGUAAAAAAUACCGUUCAUCAUGAUUGGCUGCUGUAUAUCAUUCAUGGAUUCUGUGGACAAUCAAAACUGUUAAUUUACGGUCGCCCUAUAUACGUCACUCUGAUAGCCAGAAGAUCAAGCAAAUUUGCUGGAACACGUUUUCUGAAACGAGGAUCCAACAGUGAGGGAGAUGUUGCUAAUGAAGUAGAAACUGAACAAAUACUUUAUGAUGCUUCAGUUAUGUCAUUUUCUGCGGGGAGUUAUUCUUCCUAUGUUCAGGUUCGAGGUUCUGUCCCUCUGUACUGGUCUCAAGAUAUUUCAACUAUGAUGCCUAAGCCACCCAUAACACUGGACCAAGCAGAUCCUUUUGCACAUAUUGCUGCUCUUCACUUUGACCAAAUGCUUCAGAGAUUUGGCUCUCCCAUUAUUAUUUUGAAUCUUGUAAAGGAACGUGAAAAAAGAAAGCAUGAAAGGAUUCUUAGCGAAGAACUUGUUGCUGCUGUGACUUAUCUGAACCAAUUUUUGCCCCCAGAGCACGCAAUUAUAUAUAUUCCAUGGGAUAUGGCCAAAUACACAAAAAGCAAACUUUGCAAUGUCCUUGAUAGACUGAAUGUGAUUGCAGAAAGUGUAGUAAAGAAAACUGGAUUUUUUGUAAAUCGACCUGAUUCCUACUGCAAUGUCUUGCGGCCAGAUGAAAAAUGGAAUGAACUGGGAGGCUGUGUUGUUUCCACUGGUCGCUUGCAGACUGGAGUUCUCCGAACCAAUUGUGUGGACUGUUUAGAUCGUACUAACACGGCCCAGUUUAUGGUGGGAAAAUGUGCUUUGGCAUACCAACUCUAUUCGCUGGGACUGAUUGAUAAGCCCAACUUACAGUUUGAUACAGAUGCUGUUCGAUUGUUUGAAGAAUUAUACGAAGAUCAUGGAGAUACGCUUUCUCUGCAAUAUGGAGGUUCUCAGCUUGUCCACAGGGUAAAAACCUAUAGGAAGAUAGCGCCAUGGACUCAGCAUUCCAAAGACAUUAUGCAAACGCUCUCAAGAUAUUACAGUAAUGCCUUCUCAGAUGCAGACAGGCAAGAAUCUAUCAAUCUGUUCCUUGGAGUGUUCAAGCCUGUGGAAGGAAAGCCUCAUCUCUGGGAACUUCCUACUGAUUUUUAUUUGCAUCACAAGAACACCCUCAGUCUGUCACAGACCAGGCGAAGCUAUACUUACUGGUGGACAACAGGAGUGCUAAAGCAUUUACCUCUUCCUUUUGAUGAAGUGACAUGUGCUGAAAACAGACGCAAACUAACAGUGAAGAAAUUCCACAAGUAUGAAGAGGAAAUUGAUAUCCAUAAUGAGUUUUUUCGGCCAUACGAGUUGAGCAGCUUUGAUGAGACCUUCUGCUUAGCAAUGACCAAUUCUACACGGGAUUUUAUGCCUAAGAAUGUGGGGAUUGAUCCAAGUCCAUUUACUGUUCGUAAACCUGAUGAAACUGGAAAAUCAGUGCUGGGGAACAAAAGUAAUCGAGAAGAAACUGUACUGCAGCGCAAAACCGCUGCUAGUGCUCCUCCACCCCCAAGUGAGGAGGCAGUGUCAAGUAGUUCUGAAGAUGAUUCUGGGACAGACAAAGAAGAUGAAGGUGCUGUUUCUCAACGUUCUACUCCAGUAAAGGUGACUGAUGCAGGAGAUAACACCAAGAUCACUGAGAAUGUAGUUCAGUCCACUAAAGACGUAUAUGGAGUUAAUCUUUCAGAUGUUCCUUCUGAAGAUGAUAUCACAAUAUAUGCUAGGUUUGUUCAGCUGGGACAGAGUCAACACAAGCAAGAUAAGAGCAGCCAGCAAUUUUGUUCCAAACAUCAGUUGGAUAGGGUAAUAAAUUUAAUACCAAUCUCUUCCUUUUCUCAAGAUAAUAUUUAUGAAGUCCAGCCUCCAAGAGCUGAUAGGAAAUCAAUAGAGAUUUUUCAUGCACACAUUCAGGCUGGAAAAGGAAACAUGCAGCCCUUGGGAAAAGAUGACUUCCUCAUGUACAGAGAGUACAUUCGAAACAGAUACCUCUAAAUACAAGCUGGAUUCUCACGUUGAGUCUACAGUAGUGAUUGCUCAUGAAAAUAAUUUUAGAAAGGAGUUCUAGUUUUGUUAUUUUGUAAUAAUAAAGUUAUUUUCUUAAAUUUAUUAUCUUACAAUUCUAUUUACUUGUUUGCUGUUACACAUUUGUAGUAUCAUGCUUUAUAUGGAACAAAAGUGAUUUAAUACUUGUUCUUCAGCUGAAAGAGAAACAUGUAUAUUAAGAGAUGAAGUGAAUAAUCAGAGUACUUGCAGUAGCUGGAAAGUAUGUAGUGAUUUAUGGCAAAGAAAUAUUGCUUCUUUAGGGUUUUGUGUUAAUUUCUUACAUUUUUAUGUUUGCUAGUGAAGUUGAAGUGAUUUGUACAUAUGAAUCAGAAGAGAAUAUUUUUCUUCCUCUCUUCCAUUACAGGAGACAACCCAACCAAGUGUUUUCUAAUAUUUCUUGAGAUUUUCAGCAAAAUGGGUGCUUGUACUUUGCUGCUUUCUUAAACACAAGAAAAAGCUGUGUCAAAAUAAAAAUUUGCGUGUAGACCGA